Molecule: messenger RNA, 1957 nt
Organism: Eptesicus fuscus (big brown bat)
Lineage: Eukaryota; Metazoa; Chordata; Mammalia; Chiroptera; Vespertilionidae
Gene: PRIM2
Product: DNA primase subunit 2
Exons: 14
Coding region: 79-1596 (505 amino acids)
Biological process (GO): DNA replication, synthesis of primer
Cellular component (GO): alpha DNA polymerase:primase complex
Source: RefSeq, a predicted model, not a curated record
CCCGGGAAAACCGGCCGCCAGCGUUGGGGUUUCUUCGCUCUUGGUGUGGUUGCAGGUGCUUCCUUAUAAGGUAACAAGAUGGAAUUUUCAAAGAGGAGGAAACUGAAGUUGGCAGGCGAUCAGAGGAAUACUUGCUACCCUCACAGCCUUCAGUUUUACCUGCAGCCACCUACUGAAAACAUAUCUUUGAUAGAGUUUGAAAACUUGGCUAUCGAUAGAGUUAAAUUGCUAAAAGCAGUUGAAAAUCUUGGUGUGAGCUAUGUGAAAGGACAUGAGCAAUACCAGAGCAAGAUGGAAGCUGAGAUUCGAAAGGUCAAGUUUUCUUACAGAGAAAGCUUAGAAGAUGAAUAUGAAGCACGAAGAAAAGAUCAUAUUUCUCACUUUAUUUUGCGCCUUGCUUAUUGCCAGUCUGAAGAUCUUAGACGCUGGUUUAUUCAACAAGAAAUGGAUCUCCUUCGAUUUCGAUUCAGUAUUUUACCCAAGGAUAAAAUUCAAGAUUUUUUAAAGGAUAGUCAUUUGCAUUUUGAGGCUAUAAGUAAGGACGAGAAGACUUUUCCAGAAAAGGAUAUUAUUGCUUCAUCAUUCAGUUUAAAUGAGACUAUCUCAGAUUUGGAGUCAGUUUAUAAGAUCCCUUUUGCUGACGCUCUGGAUUUGUUCCGAGGAAGGAAAGUCUAUUUGCAAGAUGGCUUUGCUUAUGUACCACCUAAGGACAUUGUGGCAAUCAUUCUGAAUGAAUUUAGAACCAAGCUGUCCAAGGCUUUGGCAUUAACAGCCCGGUCCUUGCCUGCUGUGCAGUCCGAUGAGAGACUACAGCCUCUGCUUAACCACCUCAGUCAUUCCUACACUGGUCAAGAUUACAGUACACUGGGCAGUGCUGGGAAGAUUUCUUUGGAUCAGAUUGACUCGCUUUGUACCAAAUCCUUCCCACCGUGCAUGCGUCAGUUACACAAAGCUUUGCGGGACAGUCACCAUCUCCGUCACGGGGGCCGGAUGCAGUAUGGCCUCUUCCUGAAGGGCAUUGGUUUAACGCUGGAGCAGGCACUGCAGUUCUGGAAGCAAGAAUUUAUCAGAGGAAAGAUGGAUCCAGACAAGUUUGAUAAAGGCUACUCUUACAAUAUCCGUCACAGCUUCGGAAAGGAAGGCAAGAGGACAGACUAUACACCUUUCAGUUGCCUGAAGAUUAUUCUAAACAAUCCGCCAGGCCAAGGGGAUUAUCAUGGGUGCCCAUUCCGUCACAGUGAUCCUGAGCUGCUGAAGCAGAAGUUGCAGUCGUACAAGAUCUCUCCCGCAGGGAUAAGCCAGAUUUUGGAUUUAGUGAAAGGGACACAUUACCAGGUAGCCUGUCAGAAGUACUUUGAGAUAACACAUAAUGUGGAUGAUUGUGGCUUUUCAUUGAAUCAUCCUAAUCAAUUCUUUGUCGAGAGCCAAAGGAUUCUAAAUGGUGGUAAAGACAUGAAGAAGGAACCCAUCCAACCAGAGACUCCUCAGCCAAAACCAAGUGUCCAGAAAACCAAGGAUGCCUCCUCUGCUCUGGCCUCUCUCAAUUCCUCUCUGGAAAUGGAUAUGGAGGGACUGGAAGAUUACUUCAGUGAUUGAUUCUUAGGCAGUUCGUGACCCUUUUUCCUCACUAGCUUUCAUAUCCUACAUUUCUUUUUUAACCUUUUUGUUUAACUUUUCCCUCCACCCACCCUACUCCAAUCCAUCUAUGUCUGAAGCAGGUUUGCAGGUAAAAAUAAAGACCCCCACCAUAUUUUGCUUUAACAACAGGGAAGAGAAAGAAUUCUUCUUAAAAUCUAACACUUUAAUGGUGUGAUGUAAGUCCUAUUUUAGGAGAUAAAACGUAUUUGUAGACUGGUUACAGUCCCUUAGAAACAAUACAACCAAAAACAACUUAUUUUAACCCUUAUUGUAAUUUUGAGCUAACUCUUUGAUUUUUGUUAAUAAAUAUCAAUGUGUA